Rhinocladiella mackenziei CBS 650.93 is the source of this 2151-nucleotide messenger RNA. RefSeq lists its product as uncharacterized. Lineage: Eukaryota; Fungi; Ascomycota; Eurotiomycetes; Chaetothyriales; Herpotrichiellaceae. Gene Ontology annotation, molecular function: metal ion binding; DNA binding. The record is from RefSeq and is a predicted model, not a curated record. The transcript is spliced from 2 exons. Bases 1 to 2151 code for a protein of 716 amino acids. Gene Ontology annotation, biological process: DNA repair.
AUGUCCCGGCGCACCAUCGGCGGUGGAAGAGUUCUGGGAAGCGUUAGGACCUUGGGACCUCCAGCUCCUCCGCCGAAGUCGACCUCGCCUCUCCCCACUCAUGUGCUGUCCCCUUCCGCCUCGAGUCUGUCCUUGAAUACCUUCGGCAGCGGGAACUCUACACCUCCUUCGUCCGAUCCUCAAGAUAUUGCCGCACGAGUAUCACUUGACCAUGGAGCGCCAGAUUUGCCUAUGCCAGCAGCUGCUGCAACAGACCGCUUGGUCUGUCCGAUAUGUAACGAAGAGAUGGUCACCCUCCUGCAGUUGAACCGACACUUGGAUGAUGCACAUAAAGAGAUAGAGGAGGAACAACAGGAUGAAGUCAAGGACUGGUUUAAACAACAAAUGGUCAAAGCGAAAAAGUUCCAACCACUAGCGGUGUUGAAUCAGAAACUCAAAGGUCUGGAGGUCUUCGAGUCGAACCAUGACAUUGCGAGAAGUAGCACUCCAACGCCUCGGAACGAUUCGGUUUCAAGAGAACCAAAUGUUCCUCCAUUGCCUCCGAAGCCCGCUCCGGCGGCCAUUGACCCAGAUGAUAUUAUCAAUAAACAACACUGGCAAAGGAGAACUAGCUAUGAUGUAUGCUCAGAUCCUACAUGUGAGAAAAGGCUGGGUUCGGCAACGAAUGGUAUCGUUAAUUGUCGGCACUGCGGAAAGCUCUUCUGUGACGAACACACUAUGUAUCAAAUGAAAUUAUCGAGAUCAGCCCAGCAUGACCCGGUUCGAGGCCUCUGGUAUCGCGUCUGUGAGACAUGCUACAAGAGUCGUGAGGGUUACAUGGACAGACAAGGACUGGAGCGAGAUCGUAUGAACGCCUUCGACAGGGUAAGGAGGGAUAGGCUGAGUCACAAAGAAAUGGCAGUGGCGAGACUGGAAAAGAGGCUGUCGAGAUUAACACAAUUACUAGCCAAUCCACCAGAAGAAAUUCCACAGUCCACUCUCAACAAGAGGUGGUCAUUAAAUUGGGGCCAAAAUGACCCUCGAAAAGCUCUGGAACAAAGUAUUGUGUCCUGGCAAAACGACGCCGAAGUUCAGCGAUGUCCCUACUGCCAGCAGGAUUUUACUCAGUACACAUUUCGUCGGCACCACUGCCGAACCUGUGGGAAGGUCGUCUGUGGCGACCCAGCAACUGCAUGUUCGACUGUAAUAGGCCUCAAUGUCGCAACCACUAACACCCGCUUCUCUGUGACAGAAAAACUCCCCCCCAACGACACUGUCCCUCUAGACAUCCGACUGUGUAAAGAGUGCAAUCACACCUUGUUCUCGCACCGAGACUUCCAGUCUUCAUUAACCUCACCUUCUAUCGAGGCAUUCACCAGAUCAUACAGCAACCUGCUUCAAUUCGAGCGCGGCAUCCGACUUUUACUACCGAAAUUCCAAAAACUCCUUCAAGCCCUUCAAGACCCGGACCAUCCACCUUCAUCCACACAGAUAUCUGACGCUUCUCGCACGCGCAAACGACUUAUGGACUCGUUCACCCAAUACGACACCGCAGCCCGGCGUAUACGAGAUAUGCCCAGCCAAUCAGCUACACAACUCAAACUCCAGAAAGCCAUUUAUCAGAACGCCACGCAAUUCCUCCACUUGCAUAUGCUCCCAUUGAAAUCCCUCCCCAAAGUACUCAAGCAUGCCACGCCGCAUGGGACUAGCAACAGCAACUUGAAACCAGACCCAUCGAAUCCCCGUGCCUCGCUCGCGAUCCUCAACCACAACCACAUCCGACACGACAGCUCCUCGAAUUUAUCCAUCGCCAGCUUCACGUCUUCGCGCGUCAGCGAGCUGGAAGCCGAGGAGAAAUCACUGCGUGAACGGUUGAUCGUGCUGGAAGAACAAAAGUUCAUGGUCCAGGAGAUGAUCGCCGACGCGAAUCGGCGGCGUAAAUUCGACGAGGUGGCUGCUCUUGCUGGCAAUGUCGAGGAUCUCUCCACCGAAAUCGACAGCGUACAGAAACUCGUGGACAAUUUACGCGGAGAGUUUGAGGGUGUGUAUACGGGCCAGGCUGGAGGUGGCGGAGGUUUGGGCAGUGGCGUCAAUAGUCCGGUCAGGAAACCUUCAGAUACCGGCGCCGGAAAAUUGAAGUUCGUCAUCACUGCUGGGACAGAGAAUGGAUGA